Molecule: messenger RNA, 2646 nt
Organism: Symbiodinium natans
Lineage: Eukaryota; Dinophyceae; Suessiales; Symbiodiniaceae
Source: the annotation of a GenBank genome assembly
AUGGCGCUGUUGGCCGAUGCAUCCGGCCUACCAAAUCCCCGCAUCGAGCUGGGUACCAGGCAAUGGUGGGGAGCUCAAAUAUCUGACAUCACUGUCAACGUGGAAGAUCUGCAGGAUGCAGACUGUCAGCGACUGGGAAUUUUGGGGUGCUGCGACCGGACCAUGCGGCUCCUCCGAAGCUGCUGUGCCUGCUGCACUUUGGGAGUCCUGGUGCCAGCAGGCCUUCUCAUUUGCGGCAGCCAGUUUCGAGAAUCGAGCUACCGAGACAUCGUGCUGGCAGUUGGAUUGGUGUUCCUUGUGGUCUUCUGCUGCGUCUGCUGCUUCUCGCUGCGGCGCACCUGCUGCGAGGGCAUUUUCAAUCCGCCGGAGCCAGCGCCAUUGGUACCCCCACUGUCCAAAAUGCCCGGUGCGAGGAAAAUACAGAUCAAGAAGCUGCUGCUUAUCUACAAUCCCAACGCCGGGAAGCGGCAGUCGGAAAAGAUUCUGAAGGAACUGAUCUUACCAGGCUUGAGGCGUCGCGGGAUCGAUUGCACAGCAAUUGCCACUGAGAGUGUAGGGCACGCGCGCGAGCUGGGAAUGACCCUCCCGCUGACAGAUUUUCAGGCGGCAGUGACACUUGGGGGCGACGGCACGUUUCACGAGCUUGUGAAUGGCAUGUUCGCGCGAGAGGAUUCCCAGCGAAUCCCCGUGAGCCUGAUCCCCUUGGGCACCGGCAACGGCCUGUCGGCGACCCUGCGCCAGAACAUGCAGCGACAAGGCGAGGAAGUGUCCGUGUGGUCGGAGAUGGAUGCGGUGCUCCAGUGGUCCCUCGCCCGGCUCGCGGGCGGCCAGGUCUCCUGCAUCGACCUCUUGGAGGUGGAGGUCAUGAACCGGCGCCUGCUGGCAGUGAUGAUGGUUUACGUUGGGCUCUUUGCCGAAGUGGAUGUCGUGGCGGAGCCGCUGAGAUGGCUCGGACCGGCGCGCUUCGACCUCGCGAGCGUGCUCAUGAUCCUGAAGCAGCAGCCGCAGACUCUCAGGUGCAAACUGACCCUUGCGGACGGGACCAUCCAGGAGGAGAGCUUGUCUACCAUCGGAGCUUGCGUGGGCUUGUGCCAGCACUUCUCGGACAAACUGCGGUCUGUGCCACAGGCACAGCUCGAUGACGGUCUGGCGGAGUUUUCGGCACUCGCAUCAGGCGCCACAGUCGACCAGACAGUUGCAGGAUUUUUGAAACUGCCGAAUGGAGCACACACCGGGGACAAGGACGUAUGGGACUCCAAGCAGGUCACCAGCGCAGAGCUGACCUUCGACGGCCCUGGCAUUUUCAAUGUCGACGGUGAGGUUCUGGAGCAUGAUGGCCUCCUCCGCAUCCGCGUGCUGCCAGCAGCUCUUGAGCUGCUCGUUGGCAAGGACGAGGUCGCGUCAGCUGGUCCUGCCGAUGAGGCUUCCCCUCCCACAUGGCGCCCUGACCCGGCUCGCUGGCGGAUGCUGCUGCUCUUCAUGCUGGGCUGCAUGUCGAACCAGGCCAUAUGGAUUGGCUUUGCUCCAAUCCAAUCCGACGUGAUGAAGGAGCUCGGAGUAUCUGCAACGUAUGUGAACUUCCUGUCCUUGGUAUUCAUGAUUGUAUACCUUCCAGCGAACUUCCCAGCCUCCUACGCCAUGGACGUGUUGGGCUGUCGAUCGGCUCUGCUGAUUGGUGGCUGCCUCCAGACUGUCGGGGCUGUCCUCAGGUGCCUGCCAGUCGACCCUGCAACUGCAUGGUACACGGUGAUGGCUGGGCAAGCACUGGCAGCUCUGGGGCAACCUUUCUUCACUGAUAUGCCGCCAAAGAUUGCAGCGGAUUGGUUUCCGGCCUACCAACGUGUGCUGGCAGACACGCUGGCCUCGCUUUCAAUCUCAGUCGGUGCGGCGCUGGGCUUCAUCCUGCCAGCUGUCCUGGGCCUUCAUGAGAUGCUCUGGGUGCAGCUCAUUUGGGCGGCUUCGUCUCUUGGGCUGAUCUUCGCCUUCUUCCGAGCAGCGCCCAUAACACCUCCGAGCCCGUCCAAGCAUCGCCACGAGGGCAAGUCGUUCACGCAGGAGCUGGGUGCGGCGCUGUCAAAUGGCAAUUUGUGGUGCUUGAUCUUGUCCUUCAGCUGCAGCUUGGGAUCCUUCAACACCUUGAGCACCCUGGCCGCCCAGCUCGUGGCCCCGUUCGGGUACAGCGCCGAUGAUGCCUCAAUCUUUGGAGUGGCCGUGACGGUCUGUGGCGUGCUUGGCGCCCUCGUCAUGUCUGUGCUCGUGGGCCUGACUGGGAAGCACAAGGCCGUCCUCAGCUUGUGUUGCGUGUUCUGUGUGCUCUUCGCCGCCCUCGCCGCUUUGACCGUGAUCUACGUGGGCCAUGGUUCUGGAGGCAUGCAGCUCUUGCUGCUGGCCUUUGCAGGCCUUGGCUUCUCAGCGACACCUCUGAUGCCCAUCUCUUUCGAGGCGGCUGUCGUGGUUGGACAUCCCACCGGCGAGGGAACGCUGGCCGGCCUCUGCAUGUCAGGCGGCCAGAUCCUGGGCAUAGGUCAGACCCUGAUCCUGGGACAGCUUCUCCAGACGGGUCACCCGAAAGCUGCCUGGAUCCUCUCGGGUGGGCUUUUUGGCCUGGCGUUGCUAGCUGUGAGUCUCUUGGACACAGGGUGUUGA